ACCAAUCACCCUUUUUUCUAACCGAAAAAUGACAAAUUUCGCGGCGAUCUUGGCCCCCUUCGUCACCAUUCUCUCAAUCAUCAGUCCGGUGACUUCUCGGGCCACAGCCGCAACUUCUCCGGCCCCCGCCCCAUCAUUAACCAGCAAAGAAUCGUUCAUCGUCCAAGGCAAAGUUUAUUGCGACCCGUGUCGAAUUCAAUUCCCUACCAAACUCAGCUACCCCCUCCCUAACACAAAAGUGGUCCUCCGGUGCACUAAUCGUGACACCGGUGCCCAAACCUAUACCGCGGAGGGAAAAACCGAUGCUAAAGGCAUGUACACCCUCAACGCCACCGGGGACCACGAGGAGGAGAUCUGCGAUGUUCGGAUUAAGGAAAGCCCAAAUAGCAAGUGCCCGGAGUUGAUGGACGAUGAGAGCAUUGCUCGCGUUUCGUUGACUGAUAAAAAUGGCGUUCGAGGCAAAGCGCGAAUGGCUAAUCCCAUCGGAUUCAUGGUUAAAGAGAUUGAUCCUCGCUGUAAGGAGGUUCUUGCCGAGAUUGGUAUCAUCGGAAUUUAA
Helianthus annuus (common sunflower) is the source of this 556-nucleotide messenger RNA. Its product is annotated as olee1-like protein. Lineage: Eukaryota; Viridiplantae; Streptophyta; Magnoliopsida; Asterales; Asteraceae. The record is from RefSeq and is a predicted model, not a curated record. The transcript has a single exon. Bases 29 to 556 code for a protein of 175 amino acids.